Messenger RNA from Colletotrichum destructivum, 1840 nucleotides. RefSeq lists its product as uncharacterized. The record is from RefSeq and is a predicted model, not a curated record. The transcript is spliced from 4 exons. The coding region runs from base 560 to 1840 and encodes 426 amino acids. Lineage: Eukaryota; Fungi; Ascomycota; Sordariomycetes; Glomerellales; Glomerellaceae.
GCCGAGUGUCAAUUCUCAUCGACAACAUUACAUAAUCGAGAUCAUUACAUAAUCUGACGGUUUUCGAUAAGAUGUGAUAAGAUAUCGAGCUUGCACAACAAACAAACGCCCCUUGGCUAACAAGAGGCUUGAUACAACUGGGGAGCUCUUUAAACCAUGCAGUUAGACUAGCUUUCUUGCGUUGAAAAAAGUCUCUGGUGUCGCCGCAUGGGCUUCAAGCAAAAGCAAUCUCAAUCUACCAAAACCGAGCAAGUCUAGAGAACUUCGUUGUUUGUACCUGUUCUGUUCUCUCACUUAUUCAAUCGCGCACUAAUCCUGUCGAGGAUUCAAUGCUUGUCGCAACUGGCUCGCCCGGCCUCUACACGUGUAAGCCAAGUCUCAAGAUAAGCGAUGGUCAUUGGCCAGAUCAUGCUGCACUGAUAUAUGAGGGGGGACCAGGCUGAAAUCCAGGCACCACCAUCAUCGCAUCGCGAAUACAAUAUCUCACCACCAUCGCUCUUCCAGCCAGUUCCUUCAGUAACAUUCGCGGGAGCCGGCAGGACGCUUCCAGUCUCGCACAAUGAGCAUCCUUCCUGGGACAACAACGCAGCCCUGGACCUCGUUCGACGUUGCCGCCAACUGCUCCCUGACCGGCAACUACUUCGCCUGGGUCGUAACGCAGGACAGCGAGCCUCCGUUCCCCGAGGUCGCCAAAUUUUGGCGCAUGACGGUGGGACUGGAUGGCGCCCAGAACCUGUCCGACGCCGAGGUCAUCGAGUGGCACGAGUGGGCGCGUUCCAACAGGUCCGACCUGGUCUACCAGGUGAAUAUCCUCGACGCCUGCCGAAGUGAGCUUUGCCGAUCCAUCGGCUCCGAGAUCGACGGGAGCAUCGCCGGCUUUGGGGUCCUCGCAUCCUACGGCCUGGGAGCCGUCUUGUUGACCCUCUACGGUGAUUUUGCCCUUCGCGGCCUCCUCAAACGCCGCAAACCCCCGACGGCUCUGUCCGAGAAGCCUCACACGGCUCCGUCAGACGGCACACCCGGUUUUCUCCGACGUAUCGACGAGGCCUUGCGAUGCACGACCUACGAUCUCUUCACCGCGGCUGCCUUCCUCUCCCUCGGGGUCCAGGCCACCGUGAUAUAUAGCCAGAUCGCACCCGCCGUCCACCGCUACAACUCGUCCCUCCAGCUCAUUGUCUCCGCCCUGGCAUUCUACCCGCUCGCCGCAAUGCUCCCACUGGUCCUCGCCUCCGGCCGCCGCAGCCUGCUGAAGGACACCAUCCUCGUCGCCCUGUUCGUCGUUCACACGGCGGCGUGGGUCCUCUGCGCCAACAGCGCCCAGGAUGACUACUACCACAAUGAGAUGCCCAUGCACCUCUGCCCGCAAAACCAUCCUCCGCAGGCCGUGGUCUCGGCGGCCAUGUUCACCAUGGCCGCCAUGGUGUGGAUGCCGCCCCUCUUCGGCAUCUGCCUGAGCGUCGUGCUCUGCCUCUACCGGUGCAACAGCCGCGUCAUGUGGCAGGCCAAGUGGCUCGACAAGGUCGCCCAGGGAGCCGUGAUUCUUUACGCGGCUGCGAACUUCAUCUGCAUGUGGGGCGCCUGGACUGCUCUCGUUGUCUUCAUCAAGGGCGCACCGCGGAGGGCCGAGGAUGUUUGGAACCUUGGUCAGGCUCUGGCCCUCACUCCUUGGAUACCGGUUCUGGUGGAGGUUGUGUCCAUUCUAUGCGGCAAGUCUUACAUACCGGGUACCGAGGCGAGCGUUGCCGGCCGCCUGCCCCUUGGUUUUGACGUGGUGCGGCAGGAGAAGGUUCUUCACCAGCAGGAAGAUACUGCGUUCCUGGACGAUUCUCCUGUCCAUUGA